This is a messenger RNA of Etheostoma cragini (Arkansas darter), 375 nucleotides long. It is a transcript of the gene pdzk1ip1, whose product is annotated as PDZK1 interacting protein 1. Bases 1 to 354 code for a protein of 117 amino acids. The transcript has 5 exons. NCBI's taxonomy places the organism in Eukaryota, Metazoa, Chordata, Actinopteri, Perciformes, Percidae. The record is from RefSeq and is a predicted model, not a curated record.
AUGAGUCGAGCAUGCUCAGAUUUAAACGCUGCGACUCCUGAGCGUCUCCUUCCUCAGUGGCUCACCGGCAUCAUCGCCGUCGCCGGGUUCCUCUUCCUCGUCUUCAUCGUCCUCCUGGUGCAGAAAGCCUGGUGCGAGGACACGAGGAGGAAGAGCGCCGUGGAGACGCUGAGACAAGACAACGCAUACGAGACCAGUCUGGACACACUCAGGAGGAAGAGCGCCGUGGAAACGCUGAGACAAGAGGACGGAAACACGUAUAAGGUCCUGGAGACGGUCAGGACCAAAGAAGAAGAGAACGCCUACGACAACCUGGGGAUGGACGGCCCUGAAGACAAGGUCACCUCCAUGUGACCCCUCUGCUCUCAUCCUAUU